Messenger RNA from Symbiodinium sp. CCMP2592, 1815 nucleotides. Lineage: Eukaryota; Dinophyceae; Suessiales; Symbiodiniaceae. The record is from the annotation of a GenBank genome assembly.
AUGGACUCUCUGCCACCAACUCUUCGGUGGAACUGCUUCGAGAGCGGCGUUCUCAAGCUCCCGCCAGCUCUCUUGCAGAAAGCCUGGAAGAGGGAAGCUUCUCUCGCGGUGGAGGAGAAAGCGAGAAUCCUCGCAAAGAAAGCUGAGAGACAGCUCGUCUCUCAAGCCAAGCGGUCUGUCUCUGAGAAGUUCAAAGAGGCGAUGCGGCUCAAGCUGAAGGACAUCUCUCGCCAGCAAGCUCUCGCUCUCCACGUCCCUGAAGCAGGGAAGGCGAAAGCCAAAGCGAAGCCUGCCUCUGGGAAGGCCGGCUCUCUGACGAAGGCUCUGAAGAAGGGACUCAAGAAGAGCUCUCUAAAGACAGCUGCCGCUCUGUUGGCGGGCUCUCAGAAGAAGGUCCAGGAGCUGAUCUCUGCACCAGAGCCUCCGAAGACUCUGCAAGGCCCUCUCUUCGGCAAGCAGGUCCGCAUCGUGGCGGAGCUCUCGCCCUCUCACCUUGUGGGCCAGGAGGGCAAGGUCUCUUCGCACCUCUCUCAGAAGCUGACUCUGCCGAGCUUUGGUCUGGCCUGUGCAACUCUGAACCUCUCGGAGAAGGAUGUGAUGCCUCUCUCCGAGAGCUGGACAAAGUCUCUGGAGUGGCAGCCUCUGCGGCUCUCCAGACUCUUCAAGAAGGAGGUGCUCUUGAACUGUGGUCUCUGGUGCGAAGACGACUCUUUCGUGCCGGAGCCCGUGGAGGUUACUCUUGCCAAGAAGCCGAAGAUGCUCUUGGACCAGCAAAUGAAUGCUGCCUGGGCUCUCGUCCGAGAGAGCCUCUCGGACGUGUUCUUCGUGGACGCCUUCCUCUCCAGCUUUCUCUUGCAACACGAGAAAAAGGAGUACCUGAUCGCUCACCUACAGACGCAAUGGCAGGAGCACAACCUCCUCUUCAUUCCGAUCUACACACGGAAGCCAGACCACUGGACGCUGCUCGUCCUCCAGAAGGGCUCUGAGGGCGAACCGCCCAAAGCUCUCCUCGCCGACUCUCUGAAGAAAGACAAAGCUCCGACAGCAUGUGCAAAUGAGCUGAAGGGUCUCUCAGCCGACGUGGACAAGUCGCCUCUCACCGACUACCCGACGGUGACCCAGACCUCUGACGACUGCGGCUUCUUCUGUCUCGCCGUGAUGGUGGAGUACCUCUCCCUCCGCCGUGGCGAAGGGCCCAAGCAGAGGGGCUCUCAGCACUCUCUAGUGGCGGAUCUGAAGACCAAACUGUCGACCUUCACCUCUCAGCUGAAGGCCGAAGUCAAAAAGCUCUCGGACGAGAAGGAGGAAUAUCUCAUGGACCAGGCCGUUCAACUCAAGAAGGCCUCUGACAAGGCGAAACUCUUGGCGAAAAAGGCCGAGGCGGAAAAGGGCGAACUCUCGGCUUUGCAGAAGGCUGCUCUCAAGGUCCUGAAGGAAGGUGCUCCACCGGAUGUCUCUGAUUUGGGCAAAGAAGCCCUCGUGGACAUCGAGCGGAUCAAGACUCUCGGAGAUCCAGGGGUGUGCUCUCGCUGUCACUGGCAGAGCGGCUGUGCCUCUUGCGAUGUCUUUAAGUGCACUCGCUUCCACGUGCGAGAGCUCUUGCAGAAGGCUGCUCUCAAGGUCCUGAAGGAAGGUGCUCCACCGGAUGUCUCUGAUUUGGGCAAAGAAGCCCUCGUGGACAUCGAGCGGAUCAAGACUCUCGGAGAUCCAGGGGUGUGCUCUCGCUGUCACUGGCAGAGCGGCUGUGCCUCUUGCGAUGUCUUUAAGUGCACUCGCUUCCACGUGCGAGAGCUCUGCCGCACUCUGGGCAAGAAG